GAAGAAAGAAACGUUGUUGUUUUAUUUUCUCGUAGACUAUGUUCUGCAGGACUCGCCGUUUUAAUACAUUGUCAAGGCUGCGGAAUAAUCAACACACAACAUUUUUCUCGCAAUCACUUCAUGUUUUUGAACGUUUUGUCUCGGUGACGUAACACGCUGGAGAGGGAGCGGUUACACCCGCGCGCGCAGCCUGAACGUGCACAGGUAUACUGCUUUUAUCAGUGUCCAGGUGAGCGUGGAAAUCACGACACUCGAAGUAACACAAUUUAACGCGUAUUUACAAAAUGACAACCCGAUCGAGACCUGGCUAUUAUCGCCAGGAGGUGAAUAAAACCGCUUGGGAGGUGCCGGAUAGAUACAAAGAUCUGAAACAGGUGGGGACGGGAGCAUAUGGCACAGUAUGCUAUGCAUUGGACCGGAGGACAGGGACAAAGGUGGCCAUCAAGAAGCUCCAUCGUCCAUUUCAGUCAGACCUUUUUGCCAAAAGAGCUUAUCGGGAGCUCAGGCUGCUCAAACACAUGAAGCAUGACAAUGUUAUUGGACUCCUGGAUGUUUUCACUGCAGACCUGUCUCUCGACAGAUUUAAUGAGUUUUACUUGGUCAUGCCCUUCAUGGGCACUGAUCUGGGGAAAUUGAUGAAGAUGGAGAGGAUGACAGAGGACAGGGUUCAAUAUCUGGUGUAUCAGAUGCUGAAAGGGCUUAAAUAUAUCCAUGCUGCUGGAAUUAUUCAUAGGGAUCUUAAACCAGGCAACCUAGCAAUUAAUGAGGAAUGUGAGCUCAAGAUCCUGGAUUUCGGUCUAGCCCGGCAAGCAGACACUGAAAUGACGGGCUAUGUCGUGACACGCUGGUACAGACCACCUGAGGUCAUUCUUAACUGGAUGCAUUAUACAAAGACAGUGGACAUCUGGUCUGUCGGUUGCAUCAUGGCAGAGAUGCUGCUAGGGAAACCACUGUUCAAAGGAAACGAUCACCUGGAUCAGCUGAUGGAAAUCAUGAAGAUUACAGGGACCCCGACAAAAGAGUUCACUGCCAAAUUACAGUCUGAGGAUGCUAGAAACUACAUUGCAAAGUUGCCAAAGCUUAAAAAGAGAGAUCUUCGGAUAUUGUUUCCAGCUGUUAAUUCACAAGCGAUUCAUGUGUUAGACAGUAUGUUGCUCUUGGACCCUGAGAGUAGAGUAACGGCAGCAGAAGGUCUGGCUCUUCCUUACUUCUCCGAGUUUCACGAACCAGAGGAGGAGACCGAGGCCCCACCAUAUGACCAUUCAUUGGAUGAGGCUGAGCAGUCAGUGGACCAAUGGAAACGACUGACCUUCACUGAAAUUUUGACUUUUAAGCCUCCAACAUCAGUCGUAGAAUCUAAAGAGACCGCUCUCUAAACCAGCGGUUUUCCAGUGUCAACAAUGCUUUACAUUUCAUUUACCAUUUUUCACAGAUAUGACUCUUAUGUUUUACUACAGAGUUUCCUCUGUAUUCUUUUGGGUUUCCAAAGUGAAUUGUUACUGUUUCAUUUCGAGCAUUUGAGAUUGUCGUGCACCAGUUGUUAGGCAUAUUUAUGAAUUAUACAUUCAUGUGCUUUAACUUAAUGAGAUUCUAGCAUAAAUCUUGGCAAUUAUGCAUUUAUAGUACAUUUUUUCUCCUUCCAGAAAAUACCAUCAGAAAAAAAACACCCAGCAUAAUUAAAUUACUGUACACUGGAGUACUACAAUGUGAAUAUAUACAGUUUGCUUUUGUUUCUUUGUCUUCAAAUGGUUAACAGAAUGGUUUGUUUGUCUCAAUCAGCACCACAUAAGUAGAUUUCCAGUUUGCAAAACCCCACAGCAAGACUACAAUAUAUCAUAACGGUAGGAGUUAAUGGUCCUGUUUAAAAUGUACGUACUAUGUACAGUAGUUUACUGUGUAACUGUUUAAUUAUUAGGUACUAACCGUAAUCCUACCCCAACCCAAACUAAUACAAAGUAAUCAUAGUUACCAGCAUUUUGUUGGGUAAGUGCAAUGUAAGUACACUUAAAGUGCACAUACAAACAAAAAUAAUAAAGUACUACCAAAGUAACCGUUAUUGCAACAGUAUUGCUUUCAGUGUUUGUAGACUUGCGGCAUGUAGUGACAAAUGCAGAAACAACAAAAAACAUUUUUUAUAUAAACAAAUGACAAUGUACAAUGAGCGAUCACAUUACAGUUUUGUUGUAUUGUUAUUUGUGUAUUUUCAAAUUGAAUAAAAUGUGAUUAAAAAUGAA
Messenger RNA from Triplophysa dalaica, 2234 nucleotides. It is a transcript of the gene mapk12a, whose product is annotated as mitogen-activated protein kinase 12a. Gene Ontology annotation, cellular component: cytoplasm; nucleus. Gene Ontology annotation, molecular function: MAP kinase activity; ATP binding. NCBI's taxonomy places the organism in Eukaryota, Metazoa, Chordata, Actinopteri, Cypriniformes, Nemacheilidae. The coding region runs from base 285 to 1376 and encodes 363 amino acids. The transcript is spliced from 12 exons. The record is from RefSeq and is a predicted model, not a curated record. Gene Ontology annotation, biological process: protein phosphorylation; intracellular signal transduction.